Messenger RNA from Lasiosphaeria miniovina, 356 nucleotides. RefSeq lists its product as uncharacterized. The annotation marks the transcript as partial. The record is from RefSeq and is a predicted model, not a curated record. NCBI's taxonomy places the organism in Eukaryota, Fungi, Ascomycota, Sordariomycetes, Sordariales, Lasiosphaeriaceae. The transcript has a single exon.
UCCGAUGGGCUUUGGGAAGAUUUCUUGUCGCACCUGCGAGUUUUCAAGGCUCUAUCCGCCCACAGCGAGUCAGAGUGCCGCAUUCCACGAGUCUUCUCGUAUGUUAGCAAGGAUAAUGCAGGAUGGUGGGAUAUGAAUAAGCCAUUUCUCCCGCCAAGCUCGGAAUUCCCUCUUCCCUCGGUGGCAUUGAUUACGGAACGUAUUAUUCCUCUCCCCAAGGCCAUUCGCCAUGCCCUGAUCGAUAAGUUUUGCCCGGAGGGAUUGCGGGAGGCUGCCAAAUCCUUAUAGAUGAAUAAAGACUGUGUCGCUCGUAUAUACCUCGGCCGCCGUCGCUGCUCGGAUGCUCUGCUCUCGCC